This is a messenger RNA of Stegodyphus dumicola, 821 nucleotides long. RefSeq names its product alpha-aminoadipic semialdehyde dehydrogenase-like. The record is from RefSeq and is a predicted model, not a curated record. Gene Ontology annotation, molecular function: aldehyde dehydrogenase (NAD+) activity. Lineage: Eukaryota; Metazoa; Arthropoda; Arachnida; Araneae; Eresidae.
UUACAUUAAUUAAAAGUAGCUGCGCGCGGCUCCACGUUAAAAAGUAGUAUGCCCGCAUAUUUCUCCAUUUUUUGAUCUGAAGUAAUUUUUAGCUAUGUUUAUUGCUUUCAGAAGCAUUGUUAAAUUUACACCAAGUCGUGUCUUCCUUUUCAGAACUAUGCAGAAAGUAAAUGCAAGUUCCUAUUUAAUCGAAGAGCCUAAAUAUGCAUUUUUAAAAGAACUAGGGUUAGAGAAAAAAAAUCUUGGAGUUUAUCAUGGAUCUUGGACAGGUUCUGGAGAAGUUGUCCCUUCUAUAUCACCAACUAACAAUAGACCAAUUGCUGAUGUUGUACAAGGAAAUUUAAAUGAUUAUGAAUCUGCUGUUAAAGCUACACAAAAGGCAUGGGACAUAUGGGCCGAUCUUCCAGCACCACAAAGGGGAGAAAUUGUUCGUCAAAUUGGAGAAGCUCUUCGAGCAAAAAAGGCACCUCUGGGAAAAUUAGUUUCCUUGGAAAUGGGAAAAAUUUUGCCAGAAGGUGAAGGAGAGGUUCAAGAGUAUAUCGACAUAUGUGAUUAUGCAGUGGGUUUAUCGAGAAUGAUUGAUGGUAAGGUUCUGCCAUCUGAAAGACCUGGCCAUGCUCUUCUGGAAAUGUGGAAUCCUCUUGGAGCUAUUGGAAUAAUCACAGCAUUUAAUUUUCCUGUCGCUGUAUAUGGAUGGAAUAAUGCUAUCGCUAUGGUAUGCGGAGAUGUCAUGGUAUGGAAAGGUGCUUCAACUACUAUGCUUACAAGUGUUGCUGUAAUAAAAAUAAUUUCUUCAGUUUUAGAAGUAAGUAGGAAGUUUA